CAUAGGCUGAUGUUUCUCGAAUGACGACCGUCAAGGGGUAUCUGCUUUGGGUUCACAUUGAGGCUUGCUGAGAGGCUGCGAGAAGGAUACUUUCUGAGAAAAAAGGCCUCAGGAGCUGAAUUCAUUUUGGAUCAGCAGACGAUCCACAGUUAAUUCAAAACAAACUCUGGAGACAGAAUUAAAAUACCAAGCAAAGACAUGGCUCACCAAGUCACAUCACCAGCAUUGUCUUCACCUGAGGAAACUACCACUGUUGAUUUUCCCACUGCAUAUGUUGAUCAAAACUAUACUUAUCCUUCUGUGCUUCCCAAAGAAAGGAGCUUGAGUGAUAUGACUGUUAAGGAUGACUGUGACUUUGCAUUGAUUCAAAAUGAGUCUCUGUCUUCUCAGGAGUUGAGGACCAAAGUGGAAACUGUACCAAGACGAUAUUUGAAAGUUGUUAAACAGAGACCAAGUGUCAUUUGCUUCUCCAAAAAUUGUUUUAUGUUCCUGAAUAACAAUGAUAUUGAUGAGAAGCUUUAUGUUGUUGAGACACAUCCAGAUUUGACUGCAAAAGGUUUUCAGAUAAAGCAAAAGAACCUGAGCAACACACACAUCAAGGACAACCCAAUACUUGUAAGAGACAUCUUGGAUGAGAAUGUUUCAGAAGUUCUUGGACAGCAGCACAACUUGAAAAAUCGAACUUCAAGAUCACAGAGCUGCCCCGUCACCUUCAAGGAGGACAGUAAUAAUUCUAGCCUGAUGCUGCCAUGGAAGACACAUAGAAUUAUAUCUGAGCUGAAGGCUAAGGAAGUGUGUGAUUGGCUGCGGGCAGCAGGAUUUCCUCAGUAUGCACAGCUCUAUGAAGAUUCUCAGUUUCCUAUCGACAUUGCGUCUGUCAAGAAGGAUCAUGAUUUUCUCGACAGUGAUUCUGUGAAAUCCUUGUGCAGGCGGCUGAUGACUCUAAACAAAUAUGCUUCUAUAAAGCUUGAUAUCAACAUUAACAGGAAGUCGGGUAAUGAAUCUGAAGAAGAUGAUCUCUGCGCAAUCAGUGAUCGGUGGGCGUUUCAGCAAGAUAGCAAAAGAUGGUCUCGGUUGACAACUGUUGACUUCCUGUCAAACCGUGCUGAGUUCCUGAGCUCAACAAUGAAGGAAUCAGCCAGUCGGGAGAGUAUGCUGUCUGACCUUAGUGAUCCUGAGCCUUGUUCUGAGCAUUGCAGUAACGGCAGUGCUGGAAGCAUCCAAGAAGAGUUGUUAGGUCAUUAUUCAGGCAGUCAGCUGGAAUCAAAGGAAAGUCCAGGGAGUGUUUUGAUGGUUCAUUCUCAAGCAGCACAAAAGAAUAAUGAUUGCUCAAGUGACAACUUUGUUUCCACUGGAACACAAACUACUCUAGACAUCUUGGAGAACCCCAGAAAACACAGGACUAAGAGCUUUUUGAGGCGAAUUGAAUCUCUUCGAUUUAGAACUCUUCGGGGUAAAGACAAAGCCCUUUCAAAGAGCAAAGAACGAAGAAGUGUCAGGAUAGUAUCACAACAGCAUCAUGAACCUUUACAGAACACCAGUCCUCCGAAAACACUUAAUGAACCAGCAAAAGGCUUGGCAAAGGAUGUAUCUCCAUCAAAUCUUGCAUCUCUUGUUGACCCUGGACACACAAAAGUCUUCAACUCCAGAAGCAGCCACAGCAUAAUGCAUGGUGGACUAUACUUGGAGGACUAUGAAAUGGGGCUUACGGCCUCCAACCAUAAUAGAAAAGAUGAGCCUUAUUCUCAUGAAGACUAUGUUGUCCGUGUCCCCACAAACCACAAAGUAGGGACCUUCCCCAAAGCCCUUUCCAUAGAGAGCCUGUGUCCAGCUGCAGGUGAUCACUUAGUGGACUGGAAAUCAGAAAAUUUGCCCUUUGGAAUGUCUGCAUGUAGUAGCAUCAACAACUUUCAAGGGCUUCUGUUUCAGGGGCGAAGGGGUUCAUGUAGCUCGAUUGGGAGCAAGCGAAGUAUUUAUGAUAAUGUGCCCGAAUCUCAUCCAUACAAUGGUGCAGUUGGGCGUGAGGACUACUUCAAACAAUUAGAUGAUGUUUUAAAGCAUGUCAAUGGGUUACAAGAGUCUGUGGGCCUCUGGUCAAAAACUGUAUGCACAGAAUUUAAUGACACAGAAUCCGAUUCCACUGGUGAGACAGUUUUUCCUUCGCAAGGUCUGAAUUUUGAAGACCGCUCGAUGUCUGAUGUGGGGACCUCUGCAAGUGAUUUUGACAGUACUGGGAAUUCAUUAAUUGAAACUGAAGAGAUAGAGAUUAGGGAGAGGAGAGAUUCUGGAGUCGGGGCUUCAUUAACCCGAACAAACAGAAAGCUCCGCUGGCACAGUUUCCAGAACUCUCACCGUCCAAGCCUGAACUCUGCUUCUUUGGAAAUCAAUAGACAAUCGGCAGCUCAGCUCAACCUUCUGCAACGAUUCUCUUUAUUGCGUCUGACUGCCAUCAUGGAAAGAUACGCUGUCCGCAAUAAGCAGGGCUGGAACUGGGGUGUUCCCAAGUUCAUGAAAAGGAGCAAGGAACCAGAUUACAGAAGCAAAUAUGUGUUUGGUGUUCCACCAAUUGUAAAUGUGAAGAGGUCAGGUCAACCACUCCCUCAAAGCAUCCAGCAAGCCAUGCGCUAUCUACGUAGCCAGUGCAUGGGCCAGGUUGGCAUCUUCAGGAAGUCAGGUGUAAAAUCCCGAAUCCAAACUCUGAGGCAAAUGAGUGAAAACAGCCCUGACAAUGUUAAUUACCACGGUCAGUCAGCAUUCGAUGUAGCAGACAUGUUAAAGCAAUAUUUCCGGGAUCUUCCGGAGCCUAUUUUCACCAACAAGCUGACAGAAACCUUUUUGCAGAUCUAUCAAUAUGUGCCAAAAGACCAACGCCUCCAAGCCCUUCAGGCUGCAAUUGUGCUGUUGCCAGAUGAGAAUCGUGAGGUGCUUCAGUCGCUAUUGUACUUCUUGAGUGACAUUGCGUCAGUGCAAGAGAACCAAAUGACUGCUGGAAACCUGGCUGUCUGCCUUGCUCCAUCUCUGUUCCACCUAAAUGUGCCAAAAAAAGAAACUACCUCGCCAAGGGUGAUUCGAAGAAGGGGUGUAUUGAACAAACCUGAUCAGAGGGACCUCAAUGAGAAUCUGGCAGCAACUGAGGGACUGGGUCAUAUGAUUGCAGAGUGCAAGAAAUUAUUCCAGAUUCCACAUGAUAUAAUGGUGCAGUCUCGAAACUCCUACAUUGCAGGUGAUGCGCAUCCUCUGCCCAUGGACAGCUUAAGGGGACAUCACGAAGGCAGGGAUAAGGAAUAUAUGAUCUGCGUGGAAGACAUUAUUCAGGACCUACUAAAGGAGGCUGGAGAAAAAUUCAAAGGCUGGACUAGCAUCCAAGGACCUGUGAACACAGAACUUUCUUACAAGAAGGUUGGUGAUGGACAUCCCCUUCGUUUAUGGAAAGUGACAACCGAGAUAGAAGCCACUCCUAAUUCUGUAUUAAAUCGUCUGCUAAGAGAACGCCACCUUUGGGAUGAUGAUGUGCUGGUUGUAAAUGUUGUGGAACAAUUAGAUAAAAAUAAGGAGAUCUGCCAUUAUGUUCUCGAUAGCAUGGCGCCACAUCCCAGGCGAGACUAUGUUGUUCUAAGGGCAUGGCGGACUGAAUUACUGAAGGAAGCGUGCAUUCUGGUAGCAGUUUCUGUUGAGCAUAAUGCAGUGCCCCUGGAAGGUGGUGUGAGAGCAGUAGUCCUGAAUUCGCAAUACCUGGUUGAGGCUUGUGGCCCAGGCCGGUCUCGACUCACGUACAUCUCCAGGACAGACCUGAGGGGUCGGACUCCAGAAUGGUAUAACAAGGUCUCUGGGUACCUCUGCGCAGUAGAAGUUGCGAGGAUACGGGAUUCCUUCCUGCCACCAAACUCACGCGGUGUACAUCUGCAAUGAGCUAAUACUACAAGCAAGAGAAAACUGUAUUUAAUGAAUAUUCACUCUUCACAACUGUCACUAAUCUGUGUCUUCUAUCUAUUCUAACUGGACAAGAUGCAUCAUGAGAGGUCCAGAUGAAGAUGGAUCUUCAGCCCAUUCAGCAUUAUAUUUACAAUAUACCAGACUUUCUGUCAUGCCUUCAUAGUACCCAACUGUUGGUUUAAUAUGUCCGGUAUCCUGGUUACCACCAUGCUUUUGUGUAAAGAUAUCAUGCGUGACAUGGGACUCAAUAAGUAAUUGUUAUUUGAUAAUUAGAUUUUAGCAGUAACACACUAAUGAGUUGGUGAGAUACAUUAAAAAUGACAUUGUUCUUCUGUCCAGUGUCUUGGUUUUAAUCUUUUGUAUGGCUUUAAUUCAUUAACUGCUGUGACAUUCUUGCACCCAUAGAUCUGGGGUAAAGAAAGAAGUUAUUUCAAUUUGUGCUCAGUUGUUGAAAGUAAACCAGCCCAAAAGUCUAUAAAUCUGUUCACUGUGAUAUUGUCAACCAACACAUUCAACUAGAAGGACAGAUAAAUGCAAGGAAAUAUCUUGGAAUUUGGAGUCGAGACCCUUAAACAAUGGAAUAAGGAAACGAGAGGUGUAUGAGUGUUGACUUUCAGAGAAGUGUUUACUGUGUAUGGGGAAGUGCUGGGGAUGUUGAUGGGAGCAUGUGAUUUGGUUGUGGAGCUGAAAUGGAAUGGUGUUUUUAGGAAGUUGUGUGGGUUGCUGCUGACUGGCCUGCAAAUAGGUUCUUUCAGUGGCAAGAAUAAACAUUUAAACCAUUUGAGGUUAUUUUAUUAAACUUCAUGCUCAUACCUGAUCUUGUGUAUUGUUGUAGCAUACUACAUUGACUUGCUGCACAAAUAAGAGUGCAGUGUCCUUGUACUGUGAAAAUACCUAGCAUUUAUAUAGACAAUUUCUUGCCUUAUUUACAUAAAACAAUCUUGGAGCUGGAAAUCAGAGGAAGACUAUCUCAUUGGCAAUCUGAUAAAUCUAGUUUGUUCCCUUUCCAAUUGGCUGUGAGAAGAUGCUGUAAGGGAGUGCAGGGCUACAUUUUGACCGGAGAGGUCAUGAUGAUUCUGCCGAUAUAUAUCUGACCAGAGAUGGCAACUGUAGACAUACUUCAUUCUUUUGCAAUGCACUAGACCCCUUUCAUAAGAGGGCAUUGGUGGAACGUCUAUGUGAUUGCCCUCCUCUUAUUUCUCUGCUUUGAAUUUGUUAUUUUAAUUAUCCAAAUUUUAUUUUGUUUUAAGUAGUUUGGAUAGGUCAUUCCACUCUAGGUCUUUGAGAUGACAGUUCUAGCAUCCCAGUGCUGGUUUAACACCCUUAUAGUUCCAAUUUAAUAUUAUUUUCCAUGAUACAAUCCUUGUAAUAUGGCAGUUUGUGUAUUAACUUUGUUUGGGGACUUUUAGCACCAUGCAAGGGAAGAGCUUGAUGCAUCUUGGUUGAUUGGUUACCUAACCCAGUGGUUAUGCCAGUAUAUGAACAUUACUGAUUAUUACCAGAAUAACCAAGAUAAACAUAAUCCUCAAUUUCCAUUUAGUAAAAAUACAAUUUAAUUAAUAGAUAUAAAAAAGUCCCAUAUAGUUCUGUUUUUGAAAAAAUGCAGUUUAAAACUUAAACAACCCUUUGACCUACAAAUAAGUGAAUGCAUUUAAUUUAAAUUGGUGCAUGUUGGAGUAUUCGUAUUUUCUUUUGCAUGGUGCUAUUUAUGGUCAAAGUGGAUACUUGUUAUUACAAGGUGCUUUGAUUUCAGACUUGCAGCUGGUCACUGUAAUAUUAGAAGUAAAUUGGCAUUUAUGUUUGCAUGGUUUUGAUGUAUAGAUUGUGUUGCUCUAUAGCUCUGUUAGUAGUUGCAUCUCUGGUCCAGCAUUCUCAGUUGGCAUUGGCGACACCAGUUGGCCUGAUUGCCAUAAAUUGAACAAUUCUUCAGCUUUCAGAGUGGAAUGGUAAUUUGGCUGGAAUGCUCAUAUUUAACAUUAACUGCUAGUUGUUACAUUAUAUUCAGUCACACUUUUUUGCACAGCAAAACUUUAAAUACUGUUAGCUUUGUCUAUGAUUCAUAUCUCUGCAUUGUUUAACUCUUUCUUUUGACUUGAAGGAGCCUUGUUGAAGGAGGAGAAGUUGGUGACCAUAUUUUAGCUAUCAGAUUCUUUUAAAAGCUGGAGUGGUCAUAUCUUCAAUUAAUAAAUCCAAUUUAGUUGAUCGUUACAAUCCCAAUUUUUAGAGAUUAGAAGAAAUUGUUUUAUUUUAGAGUUUGAAUGGACUCUUGCUUGAAUUUUAUUGAACUAUAGGUGAAACAGCGUCACGUUUAAAUUGUUAAAGAAGCAAAACUAAACAUCCUCGCCAGGAAUCUUGACUCUUCAAUUGCCACAUUUCAUCUUUAUAUUUCUUCCACAUAUCACUUACUUAUUGUGAAAUUUUUGCUUAAUCACAAGAAUAAAAUUGGGGGCAGUUAUAGGAUUUUGAUCACUGUCAAAAGACUUUUGCAGAUGUGAUUUUCUUAAAAAUUGAAUGUAGUUGGCCUCCAGGCCUAGACUAAAAGAAAUAUGACAAGUAGUUGAGCCGUGUUGUGACAGAAAAUGUGAAAAAUUAGCAUUUUAUAGCAAUUCUUAAAUUGACUGAAUCUUGUGAUGCAUCUAUGAGCUACAAAAUGACCAAACGCAUCUCAGGAUUAACAAAGUUGAUCUUUUGAGUACGGUAGAGAUAAGCUUUUAAUCUGUGUUGAAAGAAAGGUAUACUCACUUUAAAGGAUGAAAUGUGCUAGUCAUGGGAAGCUGGAAGAGGAAGGAUGUGGGAAAGGAAAGAAAUAAUCAAAACAAUGUGUGAUGUGAGGAUAAAAGAUCUGCAAUCCAGAUGUAUUACUGCAACAAACUGCAAAAACUAUGCAGGUAAAAACAAUGACUGCAGAUGCUAGAAACCAGAUUCUGGAUUAGUGGUGCUGGAAGAGCACAGCAGUUCAGGCAGCAUCCAAGGAGCAGCGAAAUCGACAUUUCGGGCAAAAGCCCUUCAUCAGGAAUGUAAAAACUAUAUAUCUUCAUGAACAGAAGUGUUGCUUAAAAAAAAAUCACUAGUGAGUUGAGCAUAAGGGUUUGGAUUGAGUCUCUACGUAUCAUCAUCUUUUGAUCAAAUGUUAAGUUCUGUUAAAAAGCAAACUGUAAGAAUCAUUGAUCUGUCAAACCAAGAAAUAUAAUUAUAAAGAGACAUGAUGUUGUAUAAAUAGUUAAAUAUUCUGGAAUUCUCUCUGGUUCCAAAAGUGAAUUAAUGCAAUUAAAGGCAAAAUACUGCAGAUGCUAGAAAUCUGAAAUGGACAGAGAAUGCUAGAGAAACCCAGAAGUUCUGGCAGGGUACCAGAAUCAUGCUAGACAUGAAACGUUAAAUGUUUCUCUCUCCACAGAUGCAGCCAAAACUGCUGAAAUUGUCCAGUAUUCGGUGUUUAGUAUUUAGACAGAUCAUUUCAUCAGGAGAUGGGAUGACAGAUAGAUAGGCCAUAAUAAAACAUUUUAAGGUUUGCAGAAGCUUCAAAUAUGCUGGCAGAAUCAUAUUUUUCAAUUUUUUUUCAAAUCCGUUUUUCAAUUCCUGAUAUCUUGUAUUCCAAACUCCCUUCUCUGACCUCUGAAAUUGCUCAUUGUUCCAAGUAAGGUGUUUGGGGAAAAAAAAAGGGCUUUGUGUGUGGGGAUGGCAGAGAAUAUGCUAUUUGAAUAACAUUACUGGACUGCUUAUACAGGACAGUGCUUUAGGUAAACAGCCUAAUCCAUCAUGAGUAUUUUGGAAAUCACAGAUGUAUUUUAUAUAAUUUUCCAUUCAUUACAAUCAAAGGUUGGAAAAAUGUGAAGAUCAACCCUCAAUAUAGUUCUACCUUUGUGUUUAUUAAGGCAUUGUAUUCUCAUGUUGAGAGAAUGGACAUGAAGAAUGCAUAUGUACACAAGUUCUUGUAUGUUAAAUUAAUGGAUAUUACCAGUGCCCAGCGCAUUAUUGUAGGACAAAUGUGUGUGACUGAGUAUUCAUGGAUUGGAAGACCUUGAGGGAUGUAGAAUGGCACAGGUUCUAUUUAAUAUUGAGUAUUUUUGAUCUCAGGUAUUUAACUUGUUGAGUUUUUGUUGCCAACUGUACAUAUUGUAUUUCUAUAAAAUCUGUCCAAUGUGAAACAUUUGUAUGGAUUUUUUAAAAAAGGCAUAUUAAAAUUAUAUUUUUCUUGACAA
Messenger RNA from Hemiscyllium ocellatum (epaulette shark), 8132 nucleotides. It is a transcript of the gene stard8, whose product is annotated as StAR related lipid transfer domain containing 8. Bases 199 to 3909 code for a protein of 1236 amino acids. Gene Ontology annotation, molecular function: GTPase activator activity; lipid binding; protein binding. Lineage: Eukaryota; Metazoa; Chordata; Chondrichthyes; Orectolobiformes; Hemiscylliidae. The transcript has 16 exons. The record is from RefSeq and is a predicted model, not a curated record. Gene Ontology annotation, biological process: regulation of Rho protein signal transduction; signal transduction; actin cytoskeleton organization.